Molecule: messenger RNA, 2824 nt
Organism: Scomber scombrus (Atlantic mackerel)
Lineage: Eukaryota; Metazoa; Chordata; Actinopteri; Scombriformes; Scombridae
Product: zinc finger protein 300-like
Exons: 3
Coding region: 224-1732 (502 amino acids)
Source: RefSeq, a predicted model, not a curated record
GUAAAUAUAGCAGACCUAUGUAACAGUGUGUGUCUUCAGUCAGCAGCUUGUUAGUAGCAGCUCUUGUUUGUAUGAAGUGGCACCUCAGCCAGCUAACAGCUAACUGCUAACUCUGCUAACUCAACAGUGCCUGUCAGCAGGUCAUGGCUGCAGUCAGGUGGGAUCUGAGCACACGGAGAGCCGGGGUGGAGCCGUGCAGUCGUCAGCAGUGACCAGCUCGCUCAUGUCUGCAUCCCACCGCUGGUGCCGUGGAGACCACAUCGCCAUGGUGAAGACGGCCAAGAUGGAGCUGCUGAGAGCGCUCGUCGGCGAGUGUUUGUCGGCCGCCGCUGAGGAGAUCCUCAAGAUCGUGGAGAGGACGAUCGUAGAGUACGAGGAGGAGAUGUCCUGCUCCAAGUGGGUGGUGGACAGCCACCGCAGACUGCUGGACGCUGCCAAGUCACACAGUGAAGACUCUCUACAGAUGUCGGACACAGAUGUGAAGUCGCCACGCGAUCAGCAGUCGCCUCCCGACAGCGUCGACGUGAACGUGUGCUGGGAGGAAGCAGGAAACUCCACGACAGAGCCGACAGAAGAGUCCUCCAACACCAACCACGCUCACCCACACUCUCCUGACAGCGACCACGAGAUACUGAUCGACGUUGACGACGAUGGCUAUGACGAUAAAGACGAUGAAGAUGUUAAACAAGAGUGUGAGCUGCCUUUAAAAAUCCUGAAAGCCAAUAAGCCGUUUAAAUGUCCCAUCUGCUUGAGCGUGUUCUCCUCCAAAAAGACGAUGGUGCGACACGUGAAACGACACCCGGAGGACACUUCUCUUUCUUACCAGUGUCAGUUCUGUGAGCGCUACUUUUACCACAAGUCUGACUUUAUCAUACACACCAGGGUUCACAAAAGCUCUGAAGACUGUGACCAAAGUUUUGACCAGAGAGACAGUCUGAUUAUUCACAGUCAGAAACACACAGAGCACAAAACCCAGCAGUGUUUCACUAAAACUUCUGAGCUCAACGCUCAUCCAGAAACUCAGCACAGUUCUGCAACACCUUACAGAAAGAUAGAAGAAGAUCUAAAGGAGGCAGGUGGUGUUAAGAUGUUUCCUCUCACCAUCGCCCCUUAUGAUAAAAGUGAGUUUGAGCAGGAGUCACUGCAGCCGCUUUGUCUCUAUCAGAUCCAGACUGUUGCAGAUAUAGAUAAACACUCCUCAGCAACAGUUCCAGCUCCUCACAUUAAAACCGAGCCGGCCGUAGCAGACAGUGGAGCAUCAGACACCGCCUCCACUGACCAUCAGCUGCUCCUGUGUGGAGCCACGAAUCAGGACGAGGAAGCUGAAAGCAUCCUGCAGAGUAGAGCUUCGAGAAAACCUGCCGAGCUCGUGGUUCAGUUGGAAGCGGGAGCUCAGAAACCCUACAAGUGUCCGUGCUGCAGCAAGUGUUUCUCCCUCACUAAAACCCUGAUACGACACGUCAAGAUCCACACCGAGGACAAAGCGUAUCGUUGCCAGUUCUGCGGGCGCAAUUUCUGUCAGAAGUCGGACCUGGUCAACCACACGAGGAUACACACGGGAGAGAGACCCUACCAAUGCAAACACUGUCACAAGUCCUUCGUGCAGAAAGGAAACCUGGUGGUUCACAUGAGGAAACACACAGGAGAGAAACCCUAUCAGUGCCAAGAGUGCAGCUGCUGCUUCAGUCAGAAGUCUUCUCUUGACUCUCACAUGCUGACCCACAGAUUCUAAUCCUUCUACCAGUGUUGAUACUGGCAGAAAUGGUCCUUUCACAUUCACAAUAUUGUUUUUUCAUCAUAUUAUUCUGAUUUAAAUCAACAGCUGACAAGACCAUCUCACCACAAGAUUAACAAUGAGUAGCUGCUCUGGAGCUUUUGAUCCAAUCACAUGAUCUUCAUCAGGAGAUGGAGUUUGACCAGCUCAUAUUCAAAUGUGGAUUUUCUGAGCAUUUCAAGGACUUCUCGUACACGUUGGCUUAAAAACUGAGAUUGACACAAUCUCAAGAAUUAAUUUACGUGUCAGUUUUUGAGCCGAAGUAUACGAGACGUCAUCGAAGUUAGACCUGUCACAAUAACUACUUUUGUUGGAUGAUAUAUUGUCUCAGAAAUAAUCGUGAUAAACAAUAUUAUUGUCAGAUUGUACGAUUAUUUUAUACCACUGAUAUAAUGAUGAGAGCGUGGAGAGUGGGCACUACGCUUCUGUAAAAAUACAGACUGCCAUUAUGGUAUAGCCUCUUAGCUGCUAAUGUGGAAAUAUUAAGUCCAUAUACAGACACGAUGAUGUCAAUAAUUAUGUUAUUGUACAAUAAGUUGAUAAUUAUUGGGACAGGUCUAAUCGAAGUAACUUCCCCUCCAAACAAGAAAUCCACCAAUGUGAACUUGAUGAAUUGAAAUGAAUGAAUUGUGCUAAAUUGUGCUGAGAUUGUUUUAUUCACAGCUGUUCAUAAGGUGAAGAAUCUCUAAAUUUGAUAUUUUAUGCAGCAAAGCUCUCGUAAGGCUGCCUGUGUUCAGGCAACAUUCAACAUUUACAAACGUUGGCUUCUUUGUGAUAUGGAUAAAAAGGUUUUAUAGAAAAAUGGGUUCAUAUUUCUCAAAGUAGGAUAUCAAAUUAAAAGAUUACAUUUUAGUAUUAGUAAUAAAACUUGGGUGUUAUACUGGCAUUAGUACAGAAAUAUUUCUUACAACACUCUGCUUUGUUGUCAUUAUGGGUGUAAUAUACAACACUUCAUGGUUGUUUUCUCCUUAUGUCACUGUAUCUUUAAAACCCAGUGAAAUAAGAAACAGCUGACAAAAUUUGGUUCCCAAAAAAAUAAAAGUGUUCCAU